AUGAAUAAAUACAUUUUCCUCCUACUAGUAAUUACAAAAUUGAACACAUUCACAUGUUACGUUAGGCGCGCAAGUAUUUUUUGUGGCAACAUCAUGAGGAAGGACAAAGACAAGGUUAGCAGCGAGAAUGGGGAGGCAUUUAAAUUCCCAGAGGUUGUCCGAACUGUGCGUGUGAUUAUCCAAGUUGGCGAAAAAAAUAAUGAAGAAUUAAAAAGCUACGAGAAUUAUGCCAUAGGGUAUAAAGAAAAAUUACUAGCCAUGUUACAGAAGGAUAAAGAUUUUUUCCUGGACAUUGUAAAUAAGUUAAAAGCAAAGGAUUAUUUUAACUUCGAUAUUUAUUCUAUCUUCAGAUUUAUCAACAUAGAUAUUCGUUUUUUCUUUUUUCCCGAGUGUCAUGACCAGUCGGCUGUCUUUUUCCUCAUUUUCGGGAACCUGGAAAAAGCCAUUGACUAUUUUAUUCGAAACAAGGACACCGUUGAUUUUAUGCAGAUGGAGAAGUACAAGAAGAUGGGGGGUGGCAGCGAGGUGCGCCUGAGCAUACGGCAGAGGAAGCGGUUGAGAAAGGCGGAACGGAAGCGCGAGAGGGAGGAGCGCCGGAAGGCGUAUAUGGCGAGGGCGGGGGCUGCCUCCUUGGGCGACGCGGACGGGGGUGCGACGACCGCUGACGAAGCAGCUGUGAAUGGCGAAGCAGCUGUGAAUGGUGAAGCAGCUGUGAAUGACGAAGCAGCUGUGAAUGGCGAAACCUCAAAUGACGAAACCGCCGAUGACGAAACCGCAAAUGACGAAACCGCCGAUGACGAAACCGCAAAUGACGAAACCGCAAAUGACGAAACCGCCGAUGACGAAACGGCAAAUGACGAAACCGCCGAUGACGAAACGGCAAAUGACGAGUCCGCCGAUGACGAAACCGCCGAUGACGAAACCGACGACGGAGCGACGCCUGACAUCUCCAUAAACAGCAUAAGCGAGGCUUCCCCCCUGGAGGACAAGUUCGACUACUUCCUAAAACACUACGAUGAUGUUGAAUUUUUUUUUAUGAACCACUUCAAGACGGCAGAAGAGUUAAAAUGCUUUUUCGAAAAAUGCCAUGAGGAAGAAAAUAAAAUAAAAAAAGAAGAAAUAAAUUUUAACGCAAAGGGAGAGGAAAUAAUAACCACGAACCAAGUGCUGAAAAAGGGCCUGAACUUAGAAAUGAUAAAAAAAAUUAUUAAAAUAUCUCCGAGGUUAUCUCUAGUAAAUAAAAACACCAUCCUCAAAAGAAUAGCUCAUUACAAAAAUGAGUUAAAAUAUGACCAUGACGAAUUGGUGCAUAUUUUGUAUAAUCUCCCACAAUUUUAUGCCUUUGGAAAUUUAAAAAAAAAAUAUAAAGAAUUGCUACACCUGCAUGAAACCAUACAAGAGGAAGACUUAAAUGCAUUUAUCAAAAAGUACCCAAGGAUAUUCACCUACAAUGUGUACAGAACCAUCAGACCCAAACUGUUAUACCUGAUUAGACAUUUGAACAAAGCAUUUCGAGAUACUCUAUCGUUUCCACAAUAUUUUAGUUACAGCUUCCGGUUAAGAAUAAUCCCCAGACAUGUUGCCUACAUGAAUAUAUACUAUGACAAUUAUAUCAGUUAUUACAAAGAGUUGGUGAGGACACACAAUUAUGCUGACUUUAACAGAAAGUUUAACGAGUUGGUUUAUAAACCCAAUAUCCCACCGAUCAAUUUGAAAAUGCUUCUGCAAACGUCGAACAAAGAUUUUAUGAAACAUUAUAAAAUUAGUUAUUACGAUUUUGUCAAGUCGACGCAGCUAGCUAAAAAUAUCCACAAUCCGUUCAUACUGGAGUGA
Plasmodium cynomolgi strain B is the source of this 1833-nucleotide messenger RNA. RefSeq lists its product as hypothetical. The record is from RefSeq and is a predicted model, not a curated record. Gene Ontology annotation, molecular function: double-stranded DNA binding. Bases 1 to 1833 code for a protein of 610 amino acids. The transcript has 2 exons. Gene Ontology annotation, biological process: regulation of DNA-templated transcription. NCBI's taxonomy places the organism in Eukaryota, Apicomplexa, Aconoidasida, Haemosporida, Plasmodiidae.